AUGGCUGGAAGAGGUGGAAGGAAUGACGAUGCAAUUGCCGAGGCUUUAGAAAUGAUUGCUGGUGUGCUGGGAGGAAAUCCCAACAGAGUUGGAAUUAGUGCUAAUAGGAAACUGGGAUAUUUUCAGAGGAUCAAUCCUCCGUAUGGUACUCACAUGUUAGCUGAGGAGACUGAUGACUGGUGGAUUGCUGCCAAAACUGAACUGGAGGCUGGUGGUGGAGCAAUCAGUUGGGCUGUAUUCAGGAGAGAGUUUCUGAGGAGGUAUUUUCCUGAAGAUGUUCGGGGAAGAAAGGAGAUUGAGUUCCUGGAGCUGAAACACGGUAACAUGUAUGUCCCUGAGUAUGCUUCCAAGUUUGUGGAGCUCGCUAAGUACUAUACUCAUUACAACAAUGAUGAGGCUAGUGAAUUCUCUAAGUGUAUCAAAUUUGAAAAUGGCCUCUGUGAUGAGAUUAAGAAGAUAUCAAGUACUAGAGGAUUCACAGGUUUGGUGAUUUGGUUGAUUGUAGUAGGAUCUUCGAGGAAGAUAACAUCAAGAUAA
Messenger RNA from Vicia villosa (hairy vetch), 537 nucleotides. RefSeq lists its product as uncharacterized. NCBI's taxonomy places the organism in Eukaryota, Viridiplantae, Streptophyta, Magnoliopsida, Fabales, Fabaceae. The record is from RefSeq and is a predicted model, not a curated record. The coding region runs from base 1 to 537 and encodes 178 amino acids. The transcript is spliced from 2 exons.